Molecule: messenger RNA, 2891 nt
Organism: Pundamilia nyererei
Lineage: Eukaryota; Metazoa; Chordata; Actinopteri; Cichliformes; Cichlidae
Gene: sgk2a
Product: serum/glucocorticoid regulated kinase 2a
Exons: 14
Coding region: 269-1354 (361 amino acids)
Biological process (GO): protein phosphorylation
Molecular function (GO): ATP binding; protein serine/threonine kinase activity
Source: RefSeq, a predicted model, not a curated record
UCAAUGAUUCACUCUGUGGAGUCCUGCCCACGUCCCCUCAUGACGUGUGAAAAGCAGAUGCGCUGACCUGAGAUCAGCCUCAAGCUGCCACUGUGACUGCGCUCUGUUUGGAGUCCUGUCAGUGUGAAGCGCGCAGAGCACGGAUCACCUCAUCCUUCACACAGCAUCCUCUUCAGUACAAACCAGAACUACCAGCUCCUCUUGAUCCUCAGGCUGUUGUCACAUGAGCAGGUCUGUCAAACACUGAUGGGAGUGGAGUAUAGUAACCAUGGCACACUGUAAUCUGCGGACACCACCUUCCUCUCCUCAAGAUGAUGUUAACCUGGGACCUUCAGCAAACCCAAAUGCCAGGCCCACUGACUUUGACUUCUUGGCUGUCAUUGGCAAAGGGACCUUUGGAAAGGUCCUGCUUGCCAAGCAUAAAGCCGACAGCAAAUUCUACGCUGUCAAAGUCCUGCAGAAGAAAAUCAUCCUGAAGAAAAAAGAGCAAAAGAACAUCAUGGCAGAGAGAAACGUGCUGCUGAAGAGCCUCAAACACCCGUUUCUGGUUCGGCUUCACUACUCGUUUCAGACUGUAGAGAAGCUCUACUUUGUCCUGGACUAUGUAAAUGGCGGAGAGUUGUUCUUCCACUUGCAGAGAGAGCGGUGUUUCUCAGAACCCAGAGCGAGAUUCUACACGGCUGAGGUAGCAAGCGCCAUCGGCUACCUUCACUCUCUCAACAUUGUUUACAGAGAUCUGAAGCCAGAAAAUAUACUUUUAGACUGUCAGGGCCAUGUGGUGCUGACAGAUUUUGGGCUGUGCAAGGAGGGUGUGGAGCCGGAGGCAACCACCUCGACUUUCUGUGGCACUCCAGAAUAUUUGGCGCCAGAGAUUCUUCGUAAGGAACCGUAUGACAGGACAGUGGACUGGUGGUGCCUGGGAGCCGUGCUGUAUGAGAUGCUCUUCAGCCUGCCUCCUUUCUACAGCCGUGAUAUUGGUGAAAUGUACGAUGGGAUCCUUCACAAGCCGCUGAUGCUGCCUCCGGGAAAGUCUGAGGCCGCCUGCUCUCUGCUGAUGGGUCUUCUCCAGAAAGACCAGCACAGACGCCUGGGAGCCAUCGCAGACUUUUUAGAAAUAAAGAACCACACUUUUUUCACUCCGAUCAACUGGGACGACCUUUACCACAAGAGAAUCACCCCUCCUUACAACCCUAAUGUGAGGGGCCCAGCUGACACUCAACAUAUUGAUCCUGAGUUCACCAGAGAAAUGGUUCCUAACUCAGUGAGUCAGACCCCAGAGUUCAAUCCCAGCACCAGCUCCAGCAAUGCCUUUAAUGGGUUCUCCUUUGUCGGCACCGAGGACAGCUUUCUGUGACAUCCGGACAGAUGAAUCGCAGCUAACUGUUUAAAUGAUUUUUUAGCGCAGAAAUCUUGUUCAUUAUUUUUAAAAGUUUUCUCACAAAGAUAAGUGUUCCUCAUGUAACACAGCAGGAAUCCCACAUGACAUCGGUCAUGUUUGACCGUUGCAGUGAAACGAGCAUGUAGCAGAAAGGGCAAGUCUGCAAUGAAGACACUGUUCGAAAUAAGUUCAAGUUCGAAAUAUGUAAAACGUCUUGUUUGGGGGGGUCCCGUGUUUAGGAUAUACACAAACAAGUUAUGCAGUUGGAGUGUCCUUAAAAUGUAACAAGAAGUGCCUUUAUUUCAGUUAUUUGUAGAGAAAUGAAGAACACAUGAGGCCGGAUAAAGACAAAACUUAUUUUUCUUUGUAUUUUUUUAAAGGCUUUAGCAUAUUGUACCUGCACAAAACACCAUCUUUGUGUGUCUAUAUCAAGACUUAGCAUUGUUGCUCACUGAUCCUGUUUUUAUAGAAAGUAGAUCCUGAUGAACAUGUUUUUUUAAAUUUAGCAACGGAUAAUAAUCAUGGAGUCCAGCACUGAGAAUAAUAAAAAAAAGAAAGAAAAAAUACUACAAGAAGAAAUUCAUAUAUUUAAAAAAAAAAAAACUUUCUUACUCUUAACAGGUUAGAUAGUAACAAUUCUAGUGCAGUGUUUUGCUUUUUAACAUCAGUUAUCAGUGCACACUUGGCAUGUUUUCUUCAUUUGUUUUCAUCUUUUUGUCACACGGUGCUACUGAUGAUUCUAUGCAGCAUGUUUCUCCUUAAAGACCAAAAAAAGGAUUAAAAAAAUCUUUGACCAAAGAAGGAGAAAAAAAUGUUGAAAAGUAAUACGAGCCGUGCUAUUCGCAGUGAUAAAACAGUGAAGGUGGCAUAGCUGGGUGCGAAACACUGGCUACUAGUUAUUGCAGCGGUGAUCAUAGCUGCAAAUGUACUAAAUGUCCACACCGAUUUGCUAAUGAUGCACUGAUGCAGUACCUUUGACUAACUUCAGUCAGUCAGUCAGCUAUGGCUCUGUGUGCACGAUAUAGUCGUUUAUUAUGAGGAUUAUACAGUAGUCAUGAUCAAAGUAUUCAUUUGUUCUUUUGUCUGUAGAUAUAAGUUUAGCUUCACUGGUUUAUAUAACAGGUUAAAAAAGUUGCCAUGUCUUCGUGGAAAUACGGUGUCGAGUACUGUAAAUAUACAGCAGCAGCUUUGCAGCAGGAUUAUUACAGUACUACUGUGAUUAUAUCAGUGUAAACUGUGAAGUGCCUCUCUGACUUGGCUGUGAAGUUGGUGAUGGCAGUUGUAGGUGAUACAGUUAAAAAUGUACAGUCAAUAACAUGUCCUUGCAUUCUGUUUUUAUAAUUCUAUUCAUAUACGCCUGAAGUCUUGUUUGUGUAUGUAUUCUGGUUUCUGAACAUAGCACGCUGAUAUUUACCUCCUUAAAAACUUGUUAAUCUUGUUCAAUAUUUCAUCUUAACAAAUGGUGUAUCACAUGCUUUACUGUGAAACCAAAUACACUCAUGUACCCGCAUGA